Molecule: messenger RNA, 1851 nt
Organism: Closterium sp. Yama58-4
Lineage: Eukaryota; Viridiplantae; Streptophyta; Zygnematophyceae; Desmidiales; Closteriaceae
Source: the annotation of a GenBank genome assembly
AUGGCCUCUCGUGUCCUGGUCUCUGGUCUCCCCCGGUCUCUCCCUCCCCUCCCUCCGGGGCCUGCCCCUACCUGCGUUCCCUGCGUCGAGGGGCGGCAGCGCGCCGCUCCUCACUCCUCCGAGUUUCCGCCGACAGAGGCUCCGCUGCAGACUCUUCACAUGGACGUGUGGGGCCCAGCCCGCGUCCGUGGACAGGGUCACGAGCGCUACUUCCUGCUGGUGGUUGACGACUACUCGCGUUACACCACAGUCUUCCCCUUGCGCCGCAAGGAUGAGGUCACUGAGGUGUUGAUCGACUGGAUCCGCGCUGCUCGUCUCCAGCUCAGGAAGAGUUUCGGCUCGGACUUUCCUGUUCUGCGUCUGCACUCUGACAGAGGCGGAGAGUUCUCCUCCGGCCCUCUACGAGCCUUCUGUCAUGCGAGGGGCAUCCGCCAGACGUUCACGCUUCCGGCCUCUCCGCAGCAAAAUGGGAUUGCUAAGCGCCGCAUUGGCAUGGUCAUGGAUGUCGCUCGCACGUCCAUGAUCCAUGCGGCUGCUCCCCAUUUUCUGUGGCCGUUUGCAGUUCAGUACGCGGCGCAUCAGAUCAACCUUCAGCCCCGGGUCUCCAUGCCCGACACCUCCCCCACUCUGAGGUGGACAGGGCAGGUUGGCGAUGCGUCUGCGUUUCGUGUCUGGGGAUCUCUGGAUUUUGUCCGAGACUUGUCUACGAACAAGUUGUCCUCCCGUGCUGUUCCCUGCGUCUUCCUUGGCUUCCCCCCUGACGCGCCUGGUUGGCAGUUUUACCACCCCACCUCGCGCCGUGUUCUGUCCUCCCAGGACGUCACGUUUGACGAGUCGGUUCCGUACUACCGUCUCUUCCCCUACCGCGCUGUCCCCCUACCUCCCCCGCCGCUCUUCCUUACGCCAGGUCCCCCCCCGGUAGACCCCCUCCCCCCUCAGGGUCCUGCUCCUUCAGGUGUGUCUCAGGUAGACCCCCCCCCCUUGGCUGAGCCUUUGGAGGUCACUUCCGACACCUCUGGCUCACCUGAGGGGGGUGACGUUGCUGCUGACGCCCCGGCGGCCUACCGCCUCGCGCCACGCUUGGAGACCCCUCCGGGGUUCCCUCCGCGACCUUCUUCGCCGCCUCUGCAGCCGGUUACUGUUGGUUCUCGUGCUGUUGGGGGUGGUGCUCCUGGAGGUGCUGCGUCUUGCGGUGCGGAGUCUGGGGGUGCUAAGCCUGCGCGUGAAGAGCUUGGAGGUCCUACGCCUGUGGGUGCUGUGUCUGGGGGUACUGAGCCUGUGUGUGCGGAGUCUGGGGGUGCUGAGUCUGGAGGUGAGACGCUUGAGGGUACUGGGACUGCUGGUGCGCGGCCUACUUGGAGUGGCCGCCUUCGUCCGCGUGUGCCCCUCACCACUCAGCAGCUGCACGACUGGUACGGUCGCCGUCAGGGUCGCGCUGCUGGAGCCCGGGGCUCUGCUGCUGGAGGUACUGGAGCUGCUGGGGCUGGGGGUGCUGCGCCUGGAGGUGCUGCUGUGGGAGACGCUGCGGUAGGAGAUCCUGGGACUGGAGGUGCUGGUUCUGGGGGUGCUACUGCGGGAGACACUGCGGUUGGAGACCCUGGGACCGGAGGUGCUGGUUCUGGGGGUGCUGCUGCGGGAGACACUGCGGUUGGAGACCCUGGGACUGCAGGUGCCGGUUCUGGGGGUGCUGCUGCUGGUGACGCUGGUUCUGGAGCUGCUGGCGCUGGAGGUACCGGUUCUGAGGCUGGAGCUUCUGGAGCUGCUGGAGGCACUGGAGCUGCUGGAGGUGCUGGAGGUUCUGGAGCUGCUGCAGCUGUUAGAGCUGCUGGAGCUGCCGGAGCUGACAGGUAG